UCUCUCUAAGUUUGCACUUUCCUUCGUCUUCUCUUCCCCUAGAUUCUCUCAUCCUUCUCUCUCCGUGACUGUCAACGAUCAUAUUCAUAGUACAUUGAUGAUAACUCUCAUCUCAGACUGCAUGCAUCUUGCUUCUGGAAACUUUUCUUCCAUAUAAAUUUACUCUGCCCGCUAAAUGUGUACUAGCCCCCUUCCUUUAAUCCCUACGGCACCAGAAACUGUCCUGGUUCCUAGCUAGCCUCCUCCCUGCCAGCCGCAGAAAUACUGUUCUGUUUACUCGUUGUUUUUUUACCGUUGACUGGCUUUUGGUAACGCUCAAGUCUGCAGGUUGAGAACUGCGAGGUCGUCGUCGCUGAGAGGUUCAGUGAAAGAGUUCAAAGCAGACAAUGGCUCGGGCUACUAACUGGCUAUCGUUUUCGUUGUCGCCCAUGGAAAUGCUGAGGUCUACCAACUCGCAGUAUCUUCAAUACGAUGGUGCUUCUGCUGCUCCUCACUACUUGGUCGAUAACUUCUAUACCAACGGAUGGGCAAACCCCAAGCCCCAGGUUCUCUACACACAAGGAGAGCUUAGCGAGAAUAAAGAAAGUGAAGCUGCACACAAUAUGGUGGAAUCAUCAUUUGCCCCAGGUUUCAUGGAACCCCAGGAUCAGGGCCAGCCAGUGCCAAAACUCGAGGAUUUUCUGGGUGAUUCUUCGUCGUCUAUUAUGCGUUACUCUGACAGCCAAACGGAUACUCAGGAUUCGUCGACCCUGACCCAUAUAUACGACCAGGGCUCGGCUUACUUCGGCGACCAGCAGGAUCUGAAAGCCAUCGCUGGGUUCCAAGCUUUCUCAACCAACUCGGGCUCCGAAGUGGAUGACUCGACCUCCAUCGGCAAAACUCAGGCCGCCGGUGGCGAGUUCCCGGCUCACUCGAUUGAGUCGUCCGGGAAUGAGCUGGCCUUCUCAAGUGGCACCACGGGAACUUUAUCCCUCGGCGUCACCCCCCAGUGUGCCGAUCAGAAAGCCAUUGUCCCGGACUCCGAUAGCUCCAAGAAGAUGGCCGAUACUUUCGGCCAAAGAACUUCGAUUUACAGAGGAGUCACCAGACACCGAUGGACGGGUAGAUAUGAAGCGCAUCUCUGGGAUAACAGCUGUCGAAGAGAGGGUCAGGCCAGGAAAGGGCGUCAAGUGUAUUUGGGUGGAUAUGACAAAGAAGACAAGGCCGCGAGAGCUUAUGAUUUGGCAGCUCUAAAGUACUGGGGCCCCACUGCUACCACCAACUUCCCUGUUUCCAGUUAUGCAAAGGAGAUGGAGGAGAUGAAGCAUGUAACAAAGCAAGAGUUUAUUGCCUCACUGCGAAGAAAAAGUAGCGGGUUUUCUAGGGGAGCGUCUAUAUACAGGGGCGUGACGAGGCAUCACCAACAAGGUAGAUGGCAAGCUAGGAUUGGCCGUGUUGCAGGGAACAAGGAUCUGUACCUUGGAACAUUUGCCACUGAAGAGGAAGCGGCAGAGGCAUAUGAUAUUGCAGCCAUAAAGUUUAGGGGUGCAAAUGCUGUGACCAACUUUGAGAUGAGUAGAUAUGACGUUGAGGCCAUCAUGAAUAGUUCUCUUCCCAUUGGCGGGGCAGCGAAACGCUUGAAGCUUUCGCUCGAAUCCGAGCAGAAAGCGACUCUGAACAAUAAUAGCCAGCAAAUCCAAUGCACCAACAUGAGUAACAGCAUCAACUUCUCACCAAUCCAGGCAGUUUCCUCUGUCCCUAGUGCAAUCCCAUUUUAUCCUGCUACUGCAUACUAUCACCACAACCUCUUGAACGAUUUUCACCCUUCUGACGCCGGGGCUGCAGAAUCUGCUGUAUCUAAUCCUUCUGUAACUCCUUAUCCUACUGCCCUGCCUGCACCUUCUGAGUUCUUUAUAUGGCCUCCUCAUCAGUCAUACUGACUUGUGAUCAAGGAGUGGUCAUCUUAUCUCCAGCUAAUUUUCUGCUUUCUGUUAACAAAGCAAAAGCUAUAAUAGUCUCUCGCACAAUUCAGCUGACCCCCUCUAAUUCAUCUUUUUACUUGGAAGAAAGAAAGGUUAGGAGGUUUUUGUGUUUCCCCUGAAAAGGCUAGGAGUUUUAGUUACUGUAGGAAGCUGGAUUAUGUAAAGUAACUUCUCCAAGAUGGGAAAAAUUGAGUUGUAGUGUUGCACAAGUACUCAUGAAUGCUUAACUCGCUGAUGCUUGUGGUAUGAUCUCCUUAUAAUAUUUUUAUAUAUUUACAUAACAUUUGCUUAACAUGCAGAUC
Neltuma alba is the source of this 2263-nucleotide messenger RNA. RefSeq names its product AP2-like ethylene-responsive transcription factor AIL6. The transcript has 10 exons. Gene Ontology annotation, biological process: regulation of DNA-templated transcription. NCBI's taxonomy places the organism in Eukaryota, Viridiplantae, Streptophyta, Magnoliopsida, Fabales, Fabaceae. The coding region runs from base 387 to 1919 and encodes 510 amino acids. Gene Ontology annotation, molecular function: DNA binding; DNA-binding transcription factor activity. The record is from RefSeq and is a predicted model, not a curated record.